AUGAAAAAUAUGAUAUUUUAUAGCAUUUCACUUUCUCUUGUUGGUUUGAUGUGUUGUCACAAUGAAGCAAAUGAAAAUAUUCCUUUAAAUAUUUUGGAACCAGACGAAAUCAAAAACAUGUUGAAUUUUGCUGUUAAUGACGACUUCAAUUUAGAGAUAUUUCCAUUGUCUAAUUAUUUUAAAAUGAUGUGUUCCGGAUCAUGGAAUAAAGUAAUCGACACUAUCAAUAAAAUGUUUGAUAACUUAUUGGUGGAUAAUACAAUCAACAAAUCAGUAAAAAAUACUACAAACAGAAUUACCAGAAAUGCGAAUACGGCCAAUGACCCAUUAACUCAGUCUAACAUUAGUAAGGUACAACAGAAUUUAAACAUGAGUACAGUAUCAGUUUUUCAGAAUAAAGUAACUGAAAAUCAAACACAACCACAUAUCGACUAUUCUAUUACUAACUCAACACCCAGUGCAGAUUUUUUAUCUGCAGCUUUCAUAAGUACAGGACCAUUUAUUAAUAACAAUACAAACCGAAAUAAUAAUACUUCCGAAAACAAAAUGUCUAAUACAUUUAAUAAUUUGUUUACUUGGUCUGGAUUUAAAGAAUAUAUGGAUCGUAUGUUUAUAAUUGUUUUGACUGCAUUAUUAUUUCUGUUCAUAGGAAUACUUACUUAUACAGUAGAACGAUCAUGCAACGUAAGACGUGAAAUAAAUCAACAACAAGAAAUCUUUUUGUAA
Molecule: messenger RNA, 726 nt
Organism: Melanaphis sacchari
Lineage: Eukaryota; Metazoa; Arthropoda; Insecta; Hemiptera; Aphididae
Product: dr1-associated corepressor homolog
Exons: 4
Coding region: 1-726 (241 amino acids)
Source: RefSeq, a predicted model, not a curated record